GCAGAACCCGUUCUCCCUCGCCUAUAACGAGCAUCUCACCAUGUUGUUUUGGUGCGCCUAACAAGCUGCUUCAUUUUCGGCUGAGCGUUGGUAGCAAAUAUGGGCCAGGCACUCGCUUCAGUGAAGCGUUUCGUGCGGAAUUUCGAUGUAGAACAUCGAGCCAUGAAGUACAUUGAAAAGUCAUCCAAGCGAGCAGUUGCUGCCCCCAAACAUCCGGGGACACCCUCUGUUCAGCUCAGUCACGAACAACUAGAGGACCUAUUUUCCCACAACCCGGAACUCGACAGACGUGUAGAUAAAUUUGACAUAACCUCUGCCCCGGUCAAAGAUGGGAUACUUCCUGAAGGUAUCAACUAUGUGAAGGAAUCCAAACGUCGUCUACCACAGGUAAGUAUCUCCACUUUUAUUCUCCUUUGAUUUCUUCAGAAAGUCUAUGGUCAAGAUCCUUUCCCCGAACCGCACAUAGACUUUGGUUUUAUCGUACCGGAUUCAGUCCCGAAGGGACGUUUGACCAUGCGACAGGCUGUCAAUCUUAUUAAAGCGUACCAAACUAAACAAAGCACUAUCGAGGAAUUAGCCUUAUCAAACAGUAUGGAUCGCCGAAACGUGGAAGCUAUUGUUGAGCAUUUCAUGUUGUUCACGGUUCCCUCGGCACAAUUGUGGACGCCACCAUCGCUAUUGUCCGAUAUUGCAGAGAAACAAAAUCUGUUGGAUCAGCCCGUCGAAGCGACUGAAAGUGAUGAACCUCUCGGUGGAUCGAUACAUGAAAAGAGACGUUCCGCCCUCCUAGGACUGCCAUCCGAAUAACUUGUCUUUCUAGCUUGUGUACUGUAGAUAAACCGAAAUAAACUAUUUUUGAAAGUUUGUUUUCUAGUAGUUAUCAUCAGUUGCAGGGUCACUUUCCAAGCGUUCACACGGGCUUUCUUCCACAGCUUUUUAUAUGACCGUAUUCUCUCUGGGUCGGUACAUCAUUCGAACUCAGCAGCACUGGUCACGCCUUUCAGGACUUUCGCGGUUCACACAUUCUGUUGCUCCGAGCCCGCUUUUCCCCUGGCUCCCCAAAGAAUUGGAGCCAAAGUUUCUUUCCUACAAGAAGCAUUUAUUUGCCGAAUAUGAACACUUGACUAAUCUUAUAGCCAAUGGAGCAGGCCAGCAAAGCAAUGCAAAGGACCUCGCUUCUCGAUGGAAUCAACUUCGGCCAAUUGUUGAUGUGCUGGAAGAACUGGAUGUGAUUUUGGAAACCGAUGCAGAGGCCGCACGUUUGGUUUCAGAUAUACUAAAUGACGGUGGCGAUGGUGACGUUGCUGAUGAGGAAAAGGAAUUGAUGGAGCUUGCGCGAGUGGAACAAGAACAACGCACAGUUCAUCGUCAGGCAUUGGAACAAAAACUCCUGGACUUGAUUGUUCCAGAAGACCCAACGUACUUUUCCUCUGGAGUCACACUGGAGAUCAUAGCCGGAGCUGGUGGUCGUGAAGCAGGCUUAUUUGCUCGUGAGCUACUGGAGAUGUAUCGACUUUUGUGUGUGGAUCGUGGGUGGCAUUUCGCCCUGGUUCAAGAGCUCACAAUGGUCGGGGAUGAUAUCAUUUCAACCGGUUCGGAAAGUCCCCUGUCCAAAGCUUGUCUGGAGAUCGUUGGAGAACCCAAUCCGAUUGCAACGGACGCGAGGCGUUUCGGUGCCUACGGACAGUUGCGCUGGGAGGCCGGCGUGCAUCGUGUGCAACGAGUUCCGGUGACCAGUAAACAAGGCAAAAUUCACACAAGCACUGUUGCAGUAUCUGUGAUCCCGUCUAGUGAUGAAAUAUCUGUGGACCUACCUGAGCGUGACCUGAGUUGGGCGUUCUUCCGAGCUUCUGGAGCGGGUGGUCAACAUGUGAACCGUACUGAUAGCGCUGUGCGACUUACCCACAUCCCCACUGGCACUGUCGUCACGUGUCAGCAAGAACGAAGUCAACACGUGAACAAACGGAUUGCUUUGGAGACGUUACGUGAAAGGCUCGUGAAUUCAAAGGUCAAAUCACAAGCCGAAUCCGAGCGGUCUCUCCGCCGCUGCCAAAUCGGUCACCUUGAUCGAUCGGAAAAAGUUCGCACCUAUAACUAUCCGCAAGAUCGCGUCACGGACCACCGACUUUCCAGAUCAUGGGCUGGUAUUUUCCGAUUCAUGCGGCAGACCACCGGUCUGUCAGAAGCUAUCGAAGCCUUCGUACAACGGGAUCAGUCCCUUCGGCUUCACAAUCUGUUAUCUCAAGCACAAUCGUUUAACGAGGGACAGUCAACUGCUUGAAGCCACUUCCUACCUUUUUUUGAAGUCGUUCCCAACUUGUACAUUACGUUUUAACUUCUCUAGCUCCUUAAUUUCUCUGGUGAUUGUCUUUUCCAUUCAGCCUGGCCAGUACACUAUGCCAUAGGAAUGCAAGUCCCAGUUAUCGAUUUUCGCAUAUUGGUGAUCCUUAGUGAUUUUUAUGAACAAAGCUUUGAAGCAUACUUCGACACUAAACUCCUGAAACCCUAGGCUAAGUUUUCAGUGUGGGACAAUUCUACAAGGCUAGGUCUCCAGUAUGGAAUCAAAUCUUGCCGUUUUCCUAAUCGUACAUCUUUUGUUUGGGAAGCGCCAUGCGGUCCUGCCCUUUGUACAUCAUGAUCAGAGCGUUAGUCAACAUCGCUAAGGCUUGCGAAGUGGCUAUUCACUGUUACUUCACUCUGGCUGGGUUCAACGGUGUUACCCAGUCCUGAAUAGAGAUCGGGAUUAUUUUAAUCUCAUCCUUCUGGGUACAAAUACGGUGUAACGGUGAUACUACUGAUGGGGAGGCACGCGAGUAGUAUGCGUUGUUCGUGGAAUUUCGCUGUGUCUCUGUUGCGGAAUUUGUGGUGUCGCUUUGUAACAUUUGCUUGAAUUUGAGCCAAUUUGGGCCAAUGAAUAUUCAGGAAAGUUCGAGAAGAUGUGUUCAGGAGAAGAUGGUUGUCCAGUUUUUGUGAAUAAGAUGCAAAUGAGAGUUUUGCUUCCCUGUUCAAUGGUAUGUAACCGGUCAGUUGGCAUUUUCUAA
Messenger RNA from Opisthorchis viverrini, 3041 nucleotides. RefSeq lists its product as hypothetical. The coding region runs from base 941 to 2281 and encodes 446 amino acids. The record is from RefSeq and is a predicted model, not a curated record. NCBI's taxonomy places the organism in Eukaryota, Metazoa, Platyhelminthes, Trematoda, Opisthorchiida, Opisthorchiidae. The transcript is spliced from 7 exons. Gene Ontology annotation, biological process: translational termination. Gene Ontology annotation, molecular function: translation release factor activity.